Thalassophryne amazonica is the source of this 3419-nucleotide messenger RNA. It is a transcript of the gene drp2, whose product is annotated as dystrophin related protein 2. Gene Ontology annotation, cellular component: plasma membrane. Gene Ontology annotation, biological process: synaptic signaling. The record is from RefSeq and is a predicted model, not a curated record. The transcript has 25 exons. NCBI's taxonomy places the organism in Eukaryota, Metazoa, Chordata, Actinopteri, Batrachoidiformes, Batrachoididae. The coding region runs from base 387 to 3023 and encodes 878 amino acids. Gene Ontology annotation, molecular function: protein binding; zinc ion binding.
AGAAAACAACUGCAGCUCAGCUCAGCACGGGACAGGAAAAUGGCGGGGGAGCAGCGGCGACGGCUCCCUGCUCCCGCUGAUAAAGGUUCCACCUCUGUGACGGGGGGCUCCUGCUGCUGCUAGUGUUGCUCCUCAUCUAGACCUCUCCUGCCCCCCACCCCACCCCCCACCGCCAGCGCAGGACAGCUGGAGAGGCAUUGGCUUGAUUCCAGGGAGGUUUCGAUCUUGCAGCCACGUCAAUCACGUCUUUACCGCUGGCUGCGGGGCGGCCUUCGUGGCCGGGAUGCCACUGUGUGCCGUGUCAGUCCACAGUGGACGGUGAAGGACAGGAGGAGGCGAGUGAGAGCAGGAGACUGCGAGGAGGACGUCCACACCAAACAGCAGAGAUGAACCUCUGCUGGAAUGAGAUUAAACGCAAGUCCCACAACAUCCGGGUGCGACUUGAAGCCUUCUCCGACAACAGUGGCAAGCUGCAGAUCUCCCUGCAAGAGAUCAUAGAGUGGCUGACUGCCAAAGAUGAGGAGCUCUCAGAACAGCUGCCCAUAGGAGGUGAUGUGGGAGCCGUCCAGCACCAGCGGGAGUUCCACCAGGCAUUCAUGGAAGAUGUCAAGUCUCGCGGGCCAUUCAUCUACUCAGUCUUGGAGUCUGCCCAGGCCUUCCUAGCACAGCACCCCUUCCAGGAGCCAGAGGAGACCCUGACUGAGGGAAAAGAAGUGUCUCCACGGCGGCGAAUCUUAAAUGUGAGUCGCUCUGUGUGGAAGCAGGCAAACGUGGCCAGUGACCUGUGGGAGAAGCUGACAGCCCGCUGUGUGGACCGCCAUAGACACAUGGAGAGGACGUUAGAACGUCUACUGCAGAUCCAGGCAGCCAUGGAAGAGCUGGCCGUGGCCCUGGAGCAGGCAGAAGGGGUACGAGACGCCUGGGAGCCCGUAGGCGACCUGUUCAUCGACUCUCUGCAAGACCAUAUAGAUGCCACCAAGUUGUUUAAGGAGGAGCUCAGCCAGGUGAAGGAGGGAAUGAAGCACAUCAAUGAACUGGCCCACCAGCUGGCCAUCUCCGAUGUCCAUUUGUCGAUGGAGAACGCUCGCACCUUGGAGCAUCUCAACAGCAGAUGGAAAGUGCUCCAGGGUUCAAUAGAUGAGCGGCUGAAGCAGCUCCAGGAUGCACAUAGAGACUUCGGUCCUGGAUCGCAGCACUUUCUUUCCAGCUCAGUACAGAUACCGUGGGAGCGUGCCAUCUCUCCAAACAAAGUGCCCUACUACAUCAACCAUCAGGCCCAGACAACAUGCUGGGACCAUCCAAAGAUGACAGAGUUGUACCAAGCACUGGCGGAUCUGAACAACGUCACGUUCUCCGCAUACAGAACAGCUAUGAAGCUCCGGCGAGUGCAGAAGGCACUGAGAUUGGAUUUAGUGGCUCUGAGCAGCCUUGUGGAGGUUUUUCGGGAGCAGGACCUCCAACAGGGGGAGCAUGUGAUGGAUGUGGUGGAUGUGAUCCAUGGCCUUACGGCGUUGUACGAGAGGCUGGAGGAAGAGAGGUCUAUUUUGGUCAACAUUCCUCUUUGUGUCGAUAUGUGCCUCAACUGGCUGCUCAACGUCUAUGACAGCGUUCGCAACGGUAAAAUGCGUGUCCUCAGUUUCAAGAUGGGCUUGGUGAGCUUGUGCAACGCAGACAUCCAGGAGAAGUACAAAUACUUAUUCCAUCAGGUGUCUGGUCCUGGAGGUUUGACGGACCAGCGCCACCUCAGCCUGCUGCUCCAUGAAGCCAUCCAGAUCCCGCGCCAGCUGGGUGAAGUAGCUGCAUUUGGGGGCAGUAAUGUGGAGCCAAGCGUUCGUAGCUGUUUCCGUAUGGCUCCAGGGAAACCUGCUAUAGAGGUGUCUCACUUCCUGGAAUGGAUGAGCCUGGAGCCCCAGUCGAUGGUUUGGCUUCCGGUCUUGCACCGUGUGAUUGCUGCAGAGUCUACGAAGCACCAGGCCAAAUGUUACAUCUGCAAGCAGUGUCCCAUCAAAGGCUUCAGGUAUCGUAGUUUGAAGCAGUUCAAUGUGGACAUCUGCCAGACAUGUUUUUUAACCGGCCGCACUACCAAGGGAAAGAAGCUGCACUACCCCAUCAUGGAAUACUACACCCCGACGACCUCAGGGGAGAAGAUGAGGGACUUUGCAAAGACUCUGAAGAAUAAGUUCAGGUCAAAGCAGUACUUCACCAAGCACCCCCAGAGAGGCUACCUGCCCGUCCAGUCUGUGCUGGAAGCCGAGAGCUCCGACACGCCGUGUUCGUCACCAAAGCUUCCACAUGCGGACACGCACAGCAGGAUUGAACAUUACGCAAGCAGAUUGGCAGAAAUGGAGAGCCAGAAUUGUUCAUUCUUCACGGACAGCCUGUCUCCUGAUGAAAGUCUGGAUGAAGAUCAGUACCUCCUGCGUCACUCCAGCCCAGCCCAGGACCAUGACUCACCAUGUGGACAGCACAUGUUCCUGGCCCACCUGGAGAACCAAAACAAGGAGGAGCUACAGCGCACCCUGGCCCGCCUGGAGAAUGAGAACAGGGUGCUGCAGGGGGAGUACCGGAGGUUAAAGUGGAAGCACGAGGAGGCGGCGUCACUUCCCAUGCUGACCGAAGCCGGGGAGGGCGGGGCGGGUUCACCCACGGCAGACGUGCAGCAGGACGAGGAGCUCCUGGCUGAGGCGAGAGUCCUCCGGCAACACAAGACCCGCCUGGAGACGCGUAUGCAGAUCCUCGAGGACCACAACAAACAGCUGGAGUCCCAGCUGAGGAGGCUCAGGGAGCUGCUGCUACAGCCCAAAGAUGAUUCAGAGGCAAACGGGUCCGAACUAUCGACCCUGUCUUCUCCUGUGUCCGCUGGGGGUCACCAUGGGGAGCCGGCCAGCAGGGAGACGACCGACACCGAAGCAGCAGGGGAUGAUAUGGAGCACGAGCAUGAUACGGUGCUGCAACUCCAAGAGGUCAUCGAGCAGCUGAGAAACGUCUUUCCUUCAGAACCCGGCACCACCUCACACAUCUAACCGCGGAUGGGCUUGGAAGUGGAGAGCAACGCCUGCUGGCAGAGGGUGGAGCGUCACGCGGAUGAGGUCACGCUAUGACACGCCAGGCUCCGUGACCUCGACAGCAGCUACGUUAAACCUGAGCUAACCCUUCUCUGGAUGUCUGUGCACUAAAAAAGAAAAAAAGAAAGAAAGAAAAGAAAAAAGAGCCUUUUUUAAUGCAAACUGCUGAAGGCUUCCAGCAGAUGUCCAUUUGGCCGGGCCGCGGCACGGCUUGACACCAAAGCAAACUUACUCCAGGAGAAAGUUAAUGCUCAGCCAAGACACUGUGCUUACCAGAAUCAUUUUAGGCGUUUCAGAGGUGUGAAGCUUUAUCGGUCCACAGCACAAAUUAGACCUCGCGUGUCACAGGAGGAA